AUGCUGUAUAGCCCCGAGCCGCCCCGGCGCCCUGACAAGGCGGAGCGCAAGGCGCUGAAGCGGCGCGCCGCGGCCGCCCAGGAGCAGCCGCAGCCGCCGGAGAGCGGCCCCGGCGAGGAGGAGCUGCCGCCGCCCAAGGCCAAGAGGAGCAAGAAGGGCAGGAAGGGCGAGCCCGAGGCCGAGCGGCAGCCCGAGGAGGCCGAGCAGGAGCCCGAGGAGCUGAGCGCCGAGGCGCGGCAAGGCGCCUUCGCCAACUUCCCGCUCUCGCCACACACCGUGGGUCUCCUCAGGGCUCGAGGUGUGAAAUACCUGUUCCCGGUGCAAGUUAAGACGUUCCAGCCCAUAUACGACGGCAAAGACCUCAUCGCCCAGGCUCGAACGGGGACCGGGAAAACCUUUUCCUUCGCUAUUCCGCUGGUUGAGAAACUGCAGAGYGUCCCGCAGGAUGGGAAAAGAGGCCGUGCACCAAAGGUGCUGGUUCUUGUCCCCACCAGGGAGCUGGCCAUUCAGGUAGCCAGAGACUUCCAGAAUCUCACRAGGAAGCUUUCAGUGGCUUGUUUUUAUGGAGGAACGCCCUACAAAGCGCAGUUUGAUCUCCUCAAAAGUGGCAUUGAUGUUUUGGUGGGAACUCCAGGACGGAUCAAAGACCACAUUCAAAAUAGCAAGCUGGAUCUUUCCUCUGUAAAGCAUGUUGUUUUGGAUGAAGUUGAUCACAUGUUAGACAUGGGCUUUGCUGAGCAAGUAGAAGAAAUCUUAGGAUUUGCUUAUAAAAAAGAUUCUGAGGAUAAUCCUCAAACGCUGCUGUUUUCUGCAACUUGUCCACGUUGGGUAUAUGAUGUAGGGAAGAAGUACAUGAAAGGUGAAUAUGAGCAAAUUGACCUGGUUGGAAAGAAGACUCAAAGGACUGCCACAACCGUGGAGCACCUGGCUAUACAGUGUCGCUGGUCUCAGAGGCCGGCGGUUCUUGGGGACAUCAUUCAGGUCUACAGCGGCAGCCACGGGCGGACCAUCGUCUUUUGUGAGACCAAGAAGGAGGCAAAUGAGCUGGCUCUGAAUGCUUCGCUCAAACAGGAUGCCCAGUCACUGCAUGGUGACAUUCCACAGAAACAGAGAGAAAUCACCUUAAAAGGCUUCAGAAAUGGUGCUUUCGAGGUUCUUAUUGCAACAAACGUAGCUGCCCGUGGUUUGGAUAUUCCUGAAGUUGACCUUGUUGUACAGUGUUCACCUCCAAAGGACGUUGAUUCCUACAUCCAUCGUUCUGGCCGCACGGGCCGUGCUGGCCGCACAGGGAUCUGUAUUUGCUUCUAUCAGAGAAGAGAAGAAGACCUGCUGAAGCAGGUGGAGCACAAAGCGGGGAUUACAUUCAAGCGUAUAGGUGUUCCUUCUGCCACAGAGAUAAUCAAAGCUUCAAGUAGUGAUGCCAAGAAGUUUUUGGAGGCGGUUCCCCCCUCUGCGGUAGAGUACUUCAGAGAGUCAGCUCGAGAGCUCAUAGAGGAGAAAGGGGCCRUCGAUGCCCUGGCCGCAGCUCUAGCUCAUAUUUCAGGAGCAUCUUCCAUUCAGCAGCGCUCUUUACUCAACUCAACAGCGGGCUUUGUGACCAUGGUGCUGCAGUGCUCCAUAGAGAUGCGCACCAUGAGCUACGCGUGGCGAGCGCUGAAGGAGCAGCUCGGCGAGGAGGUGGAUGCCAAAAUAUCCGCGAUGCGUUUCCUCAAGGGCAAGCUGGGCGUGUGCUUUGAUAUCCCUGUGGAUGAACUAAGUAACAUACAGGAGCAGUGGCGGAACUCGCGGCGCUGGCAGCUGUCCGUGGCCAAGGAGCUUCCCGAGCUGGAGGAGCUCCCGCACGAGGCAGCCAACGGCGGCUUCUCCAGGUUCGCCAACGGCGGCUUCAGGAAGAACGGCAGGUUUAAGGGCGGCGGCCACGGACAGAGCUUUAACCGGUCCUCCCGCUGAGGGCGGCGGGCCUGCGCGGGGUUUUUAUGGAGAAGUAAAGGAAAAGGAAACGCC
Molecule: messenger RNA, 2004 nt
Organism: Nothoprocta perdicaria
Lineage: Eukaryota; Metazoa; Chordata; Aves; Tinamiformes; Tinamidae
Gene: DDX21
Product: DExD-box helicase 21
Exons: 15
Coding region: 1-1950 (649 amino acids)
Molecular function (GO): ATP binding; RNA binding; helicase activity
Source: RefSeq, a predicted model, not a curated record